Pseudopodoces humilis (Tibetan ground-tit) is the source of this 925-nucleotide messenger RNA. It is a transcript of the gene GINS4, whose product is annotated as GINS complex subunit 4. The record is from RefSeq and is a predicted model, not a curated record. Lineage: Eukaryota; Metazoa; Chordata; Aves; Passeriformes; Paridae. Gene Ontology annotation, cellular component: GINS complex. Gene Ontology annotation, biological process: double-strand break repair via break-induced replication; DNA-templated DNA replication.
CGGGUCGUUUGGCGGGAGCGAUGGCGGCCGCGGCCGGCGGCGACUCGGACGGCGAUAGCGAGGAGCUGGUGCUCACCCCAGCGCAGCUGAUCCACAGCCUAGAGCAGGCCUGGCUGAAUGAGAAAUUUGCUCCGGAACUGCUAGAGAGUAAACCUGAAGUCAUCGAGUGUGUAGUGGAGCAGCUGGACCAUAUGGAAGCAAACCUGAAACGGGCAAAGAGAGGAGACCUGAGGGUCAGUGUUCACCACAUGGAGAUCGAAAGGAUCCGCUAUGUGCUCAGCAGCUACUUGCGGUGUCGGUUGGUGAAGAUAGAGAAGUUUUUUCCCCACAUCCUGGAGAAGGAGAAGUCUCGAGCUGAAGGGGAGCCCUCCAUUUUAUCACCAGAGGAGUUUGCUUUUGCUAAAGAGUAUAUGGCAAACACAGAGGCUUACCUGAAAAAUGUGGCCCUAAAACACAUGCCACCUAACCUGCAGAAAGUGUCUCUCCUAAAGUCAGUUCCAAAGCCCAACCUGGACUCCUUUGUGUUUCUGAGGGUGCUGGAGCGGCAGGAGAACAUCCUGGUGGAGCCAGAGACAGAUGAGCAGAGGGAAUAUGCCAUCAACCUGGAGGAGGGAUCACAGCACCUGAUGCGCUACAGAACCGUGGCCCCUCUGGUGGCCUCAGGAGCCGUGCAGCUCAUCUGAGGGGAGAGAGUGCCUUUGGUGUAGCUCAUCUCUGGAGCUCGGCAGCUGGCGCAUGGCCGUGUCUUCACAGGCUAGGAGAGUGGAGAUGGCUAGUAGGCUGAGAUCAGGUAGGCUCCAAGUGACAGUCAGUUGUGGCACACCUGAAAAUGCUACCUGCUUUUGUGUCCUUCCGUGACUGAAUACCGGGACAUCUGUGGAACUGCUAACACUGCACCUGUUCUGUCUGUGCUGGGGGAAGAGGU